UUUACAUUCACUGCAUUGAUUUAGGUGCAUAUAUUUUCCAGCAAAACCACAUGCGAGCAACACAAGAAUACGUCAUCAGUAUGCGACAGAAGGCAUUUUAAACUGCUGGAGGAUUUGACGGAGCUACCAAACUACUCAAAUGCCAAAAUGUUUAUGCCAAGAGCCUUGAAAGUAAAGAGACCUGUUCGGGGACCGGGACAGAUCCCUGUCAAAAAAAGCAAAGUUGAAGAGAGUGACGGGAAAGAUGAAGGCACUUCAGAGACAUCUGUUCUUAAUGAGGAAUCAAAAAUACACGAUUUAACCUUAAAGUCAGGUGGAGACUCAGCUUCAACAGACUGCUUUGUUUCCAGUGGUGUGUCAGAGGAUGAAGAUGAGGACGAGGAUGAGGAUGAGGAGCCUGUCAAAUCAUUCAAAAAGAGCCAGAGAUGGCCUGAGCCAGGGGAACCUGUGUGUGUGAUGUGUGGUCGAUAUGGGGAGUACAUCUGUGACAAAACUGACAAUGAUGUUUGCAGUCUUGAAUGUAAAGCCAUCCAUUUAAAGCAAAUGGGGAUGGGAACUGAUAUUGCUGACCUUCAAAAUGUUAAUGGAGAUCAAAGGACUUCUCAAUCGCAGUCUGCACAGAUCAACCUUGUCACGUUGCGAGAAAGUGUGGCUGAAUAUUCUUAUAAGGAAGAUCCUUUCAUAUCGAAUCUAACAAAUGAACAGGUGCAGCGUAUAAAGCUGGAGCUAGGAAUAGAAACCCAGGGGAGAGAUGUUUGCAGACCCAUUGUUGAGUUUGGUCACUGUGGCUUCCCUGCCAUUCUAACUGGUAACCUGAAGAAAGCUGGCUAUGAGGCACCGACACCAGUCCAGAUGCAGAUGGUGCCUGUUGGUCUCAGUGGAAGGGAUGUGAUUGCCAGUGCUGACACAGGAUCAGGGAAGACUGUGGCCUUCCUGCUCCCCGUGAUAGUGAGAGCACUUGAGAAAUUGACACAGAGCGUGGACAGUCCCACAGCUGUGAUCUUGACACCCACUAGAGAACUUGCCAUUCAGAUAGAACGACAGGCAAAGGAACUGGUGAUUUGCAUUCCCAACAUGAGAACUGCACUACUGGUGGGUGGAAUGCCACUUCCACCACAGCUACAUCGCCUCAAAAGCAACAUCAAAUUCAUCAUAGCCACGCCUGGACGGCUCCUUGAAAUUCUGAGGCAGAAAGCAGUGAAACUGGACAAAGUAAAAGUUGUAGUGGUUGAUGAGGUGGACACCAUGUUGAAGAUGGGCUUCCAGCAGCAGGUCUUUGAGGUCUUGGAACAUGUUUCGGAUGAACACCAGACUCUACUGGUCUCGGCCACUAUUCCAACAGGAACUGAGGAGCUGGCCGCUAGACUUGUCAAAGACCCUGUCCGUAUAACUAUCGGAGAGAAGAACCAGCCCUGUGCCAAUGUCAGGCAGAUUGUGCUGUGGGUAGAGGAGCCUUCAAAGAAGAAAAAGCUGUUUGAGAUUCUUAAUGACAGUAAGCUCUACCAGCCUCCAGUGUUGGUGUUUGUAGACUGUAAAUUGGGGGCAGACCUACUGUGUGAAGCAGUGUCCAAGGUGACAGGUCUCAAUACAGUGGCAAUCCACUCAGACAGGAGCCAAUUGGAACGUAACCGCAUCCUCAGGGGUUUACUGGAUGGAGACUAUGAGGUAGUGGUCAGUACAGGGGUUUUGGGCAGAGGACUGGACCUAGUAAAUGUUAGACUGGUGGUUAACUUUGACAUGCCCAACACUAUGGAUGAGUAUGUACAUCAGGUUGGCAGAGCAGGUCGCCUAGGGCACAGAGGAACGGCCCUUACUUUUCUGAACAACAACAAUAAGCGUUUGUUCCUUGAGGUAGUGAACCGGGUCAAACCAACAGGUUCUAUUCUUCCUCUGCAGCUCCUAAACUCACCCUACCUCCAUGAACAGCAGAGGAGGAAAAAACAAAAGAAUACACUGGGAUCUGAAGAUACAUUAGUGACUAAGAACAAUCUCUUAGACAUAAUAAAAAAACAUGACCGCCGUAAGAAGUAGGGAUAUAUAAUUUUUUCUGUUUAUUCUGUUCUACCAUCUAUUUAUGAAAUGUAUAUUUUGUAAAUUGUUUUUUUUAAAUAAAUGUUAUUUGAACUUCUCAGUCUUUUUUGUUUUUGUUU
Molecule: messenger RNA, 2150 nt
Organism: Cynoglossus semilaevis (tongue sole)
Lineage: Eukaryota; Metazoa; Chordata; Actinopteri; Pleuronectiformes; Cynoglossidae
Gene: ddx59
Product: DEAD (Asp-Glu-Ala-Asp) box polypeptide 59
Exons: 8
Coding region: 148-2031 (627 amino acids)
Molecular function (GO): nucleic acid binding; ATP binding; RNA helicase activity
Source: RefSeq, a predicted model, not a curated record